Messenger RNA from Plasmodium gallinaceum, 3486 nucleotides. Its product is annotated as transcriptional regulatory protein sir2b, putative. Gene Ontology annotation, molecular function: NAD+ binding. The transcript has a single exon. The record is from RefSeq and is a predicted model, not a curated record. NCBI's taxonomy places the organism in Eukaryota, Apicomplexa, Aconoidasida, Haemosporida, Plasmodiidae. Bases 1 to 3486 code for a protein of 1161 amino acids.
AUGAAUUAUGCUUUGCGAUUGUCAAAAAAUGAGUAUAAAGGGCCACUAGGCGAAAAAGAAUACUUUGAAGAUGUUGAAGAAGAAAAAAAAAAAAUAAAAGAGUUAAUUGAAAAAAUAAAAACUAGUAACUAUAUAGUUGUGCACGCAGGUGCUGGUAUAUCAACGAGUUGUGGUCUACAAGAUUUUAGAGGUCCUACAGGAAUAUGGACAAAUGAAUUUCUUAAAGAAGUAAAAAAUAAAAAAAAAAAACAAAAACAAAAAAAGAAAUGUUUAGAAGUAAAAUAUGAUAGUUCAAGUAAUUCAUCCAUAAAUUAUUCAAUUAAUAAAAAAGAAAAAAGUGAUAUUAAUUUUAUUAAAAAUGAAAAAAAAAAAAAAUUAGAUACAAAUAUUAAAUGUGAAAAAGAUUCAGAAGAUAAUUUAGAUGAAAACAUUAGUUUUACAAACGUACAAGACAACGCUGAAAAUUUGUUAAAUAAUAAUAGUAAACUUUUAUUAAAUAAUGAUAAUCUGAUUAGUAAAAAAAGACAUAAUGAAAAUUGUAAUAUAAAUAAUUUAUGUGAAAAUUCAAAAAAUACACAAUUAAAAGAGACUAUAUUAAAUAUUAAGAAAGAAGAUCCAUUAGAAAAAUUUAACAAAAAUAAAGGAAGUUCUGAUGAAGAGAAAAUUAAAAUAAAAAAAGUUCAUAAUGACGAUAACGAAUCAAAUGUAACAAAUUUUUUAAGCUCGGAGAAGUUUGUAAUAUUUGGGAAAAGGAAAAAAAAAGUUAUAGAUCUUCAUUUAGCUUUACCAUCUAAAACACAUAUUAUGAUAAAAGAAUUAAUGAAUAAAAAUAUUAUAAAAUUUUUAAUAACUCAAAAUAUAGACUCACUACAUUAUCGAUGUGGUACAAAAUUUUCAAAAAUAGCAGAAAUACAUGGAAACAUUUUCAUUGAGAGAUGUGAUUUUUGUGGUAGAAGGUAUUUAAGAGAUUUUGUUAUACCUACUAUAAGUUUUAAACCUACAGGUUCUUUAUGUUUUUUAUGUUCUUUUCCACCAGUAGGAAUAUGUACUGAUGUUCUAUUAGAUUGGAACAAUUCCUAUGAAGAUUUUUUUCAUCAUAAUUCUAUCAAACAUUCUCAAAAAGCUGAUUUUCAUUUUUGUCUUGGUUCUAGUUUUUAUAUAGUACCAGCUAGUUAUUAUCCUUCAAAAAAAAAAUUUGCAAAUAAAAAUUCUUAUAGUUGUUUAAUAAAUUAUCAAAAAUCUUUUUUAUCAAAAGAAGUUAACUUAAAUUUGCAUUCAAAUGUAAAUAAUGUUUCAGACAUCAUUAUCAAAGAAUUUUCCCUUAAUCCAUUAUCAAUUAGAAAUGCAAAAAUUGUUAUAGUAAGAUGCCAAUUAAGCAAUUUUGAUUUACUCUAUGAUAACAUAAUUACAAUAAAAAAUAUGGAAAAAAAUUCGUAUAAAUCAGAGAUAUCUAAAAAGAAAAACAAUAAUUACAACGAAAAUAAUUCAGAAAACGAAGAAACUGAAAAUUUUUCUUUCACUAAUAUGGAAAAUAAUUUAAAUGAAGAAAUACAUCUGAACAAUGGUGAAGAUGAUUUAAAUAAAAAGAAAGAAAUUAACAACACAAUUAAUAAUGAGAGUCAUCAUAAUAUAUUUAAUAAUGGACAAAAAAAUAACAAUACUUUUAAAGAACAAAUAUUUUUAAUAAAAUGUUCUAUGAUUAAAAAUAUAAAAACUGUAAGUACUGAUAGUAUUUAUGAGGUAUCAAUAAAGAAAUUAGAUAGAAUUAAAGGUAUAUGGCUAAUAAAAUCAAAAUCUACGUGUUUAUUAGAAGUUGAGUUGUGGUAUAAUUCUUUUAUUUUAUUAAAAUUAAUUUGCAGUGGAUACAGUUCUUUUAUUGAAUUAAACACAUGGAAUGUUCAUGUUGCAUACACAUAUGGUGAUGAUAUAGAUGAUAUGGAUGAAGGUAACAAUAACAAAGAAAAUUUUAAAAAUUUUAACUUGUAUAAAAAUAAAUAUAUAAAUGAUAAGAGCACAGAGCAGUUUUAUGAGAAUAAUUCUAAUAAAAUUGAAAAUACAGAUCAGAGAUUAUUAAAUGAUAAAAAUGUUAAAUUAAAUAAUAAUAAUAUUAAUCAUGAUAAUUCAAAUUCAUAUGAUAAUUUUAGUGGAAACUUAGAAAAUUACUAUAUCUCAGAAAUUUUGAAUGAACAUGUUCAUGUUGGUUAUAAUCCAAAUAAUUUCCUAGCAGAAUCAAAAGUUGAACUUUUAGCAAUUUUAAGUAGGGAAAACCUUUUUAAAAAUGAAUGUUAUAUGCCGUUUGAAUUGCCUAAUUCAUUCAAACUUUUAUACAAUUUAUUUUGUAUAAUAAAUAAAUAUAAUGAAGAAAAAAUUAGUUAUACACAAAAUGAAAAUAAUGAUAAAUAUGAGAUAUUUAUAAAAAAUUUUAACUUAUCAAAAGAAUUAAAUUUUUAUACUAAUGAUUUCAUAAAUUCAUUUAUUAAAAAGGAAACGUACACUAAUAAUAACCGUUAUAAAUUUAGAGAAAGAAAAAAAAGAAAAUUAUUUGAUUAUAGUUCUUGUUCUGAUGAAAACGAAGAAAAAAGAACUUUUAUUUUUUAUGACCUGUAUAUGAGUGAAAACAAACAAACUCAUAAAAUUAAAAUUAAUAAAGAAUUAGUAAAAAAUAAUUUAGAUAAUAAUAAUUCAUUAGGAGAUAGUUAUUCCUAUGAAAAUAACGCUUUAAGAGAAAAUAAUAACUUAAUGAAAAAUGUUGAAAUAAAAAAACUUAUCAAAAUAAAUACUAAAAAUGAUAUUGAAUAUACGAAUACAUCAAAAGUUAGAACUAUAGAAACGUGUGAAAGAAAAAGUCAUACAAAAAAUUGUUCAUCAGAAAAUGAAGAUAAUAUUAAUAAUUAUGACAAUGUAAUUGGUAAUAAAAAUUAUGAAAAUAAUGAUAAUAAUAUGUAUAAUAAUGAAAAUAAGGUCAACCAUAAUAAAUACUCUGAUGAAUAUAUUAUAAAAAAUGAUUUAAAUGAACAGAUGAUAUUAGAUGAGGACAUUAAAGGAAACAAUUCAGUUAGAAAGAAACUUCACAAAGAAAAUUUUGAAGCAAAUAGUAAUAUAUCAGAUAAUAAAAUAGAUAAAUAUUAUAUAGAAAAUUACACAAAUAAGGAAAAUGAAUUAAAAGAUAAUAAUUUUAAUUCACAACUAUUAUUUUGUCCUACUAUUUUCAUAAAUAAUAAGCACAAGCUUGGAGAACUAGUAACCAGAGUUCCUAAAUAUAUUAAACCUAAAAGAAUAUAUACCCCAUAUAAAAAAAUUAAGAAAGAUAAAAGAUUUUCUAACACUCUUCAGAAAUGUAGAUAUGAAAUAUGGCAAAAAAAAUAUAAUGAAAUAAUAAAUAAUAUAGAUGAAGAACAUAUGAUUGAUUCAACUUUAUACAAAGAAUUAUGCUAUCUUCCACUUUGGAUUUUAAAUUACGUUAACGAUUUAUUUGAAUGCUUGUAA